This is a messenger RNA of Toxotes jaculatrix (banded archerfish), 3578 nucleotides long. It is a transcript of the gene helq, whose product is annotated as helicase, POLQ like. Lineage: Eukaryota; Metazoa; Chordata; Actinopteri; Toxotidae. Gene Ontology annotation, molecular function: nucleic acid binding; ATP binding. The coding region runs from base 419 to 3403 and encodes 994 amino acids. The transcript is spliced from 18 exons. The record is from RefSeq and is a predicted model, not a curated record.
ACAAUGCUGGUCGCAGUUUAAAUGUGAUGCGCACUGAGCGGCUGUUGUUUCCACCGUAACAACAGUUAAUGAGCGGAUUUCGUUAAAUUCUUUCAGCGACAGAGUUUUCAGUUCUUUUUAAAGUUAACUUAUGAUGAAUUUGAUGAAGUUGUAGAGUUUAUACAAACUAGUUCAGUCGUUAAUGAGCCGAGGGAGCGAAGUGGAAAGUUAAACUGGAGGAGUAAGCUAGCUGCUUCACUGCUGGUCAGACUUUUAUCUUUGUGACAACACGUUUAACGAUGAACAGGAGUGUGUAACAGUGUGUAACAGCGUCUCAGCUCCUCUGCGGUGUGUAGUUUACUGUGUGUUACAGCUGUAGUGCGGGUUGUUUACCAGCUGACAGUGUUGGACAUGUAGCUUCAGCUGAGCCCGGACAGCUAUGAACGCUGGAAAACAAGAGCUCAAAAUAAGGAGAGUGUCCUCAAGGAAGAGAUCGAGGGACAGCCUGCAGACUCACCUGACACCUGCCCGGGAGACAGGAGGAGGAAGCUGCUCACUGCAAUGUUCCAAGAGCAGGAGGCUGAGCAGCAUCAUGGCUCAGGUACAACCUGCCGAGUACUGCAGUGACAGUGAGGAUUUAUUUGGAGACUAUGACAGUAUCCUGGAGGACAGCUCUCUCCUGGCGAAGCUGGACAAUGCAGAACAAAAUGAAAGGCAGCGUGACCUCCAGAGUGGACUGUCGAAAGACAGCACCUGGAGACGCUCCUGCGAAGACAUUCUCACUGACUCCAUCAUAGACGGCCUCGGAGACGAGGACUUACCGGCCAGCCAGAUUCAGUUCGAAGAACAGGUCUGUGAUGUAAAGAGGAGCAGACUGCAGGACGGAGACAGAACCUCAACGCCUUUUAGAAAUACUGCCGGGACAGCUGAGGCUGGGAAAGACGGAAACAUGGAGGAUAAAACCAAGAGACAAAGCAAAGCGAGGAGGAGUGUGACGGAUCAGCUGAAGAGGACGAUGCUCUGUAACGCUGCAGCUCCUUCUAAUGUGUCUCGGACUGCUGUGUUAAAAGAAGCCGUGGUUUCUGAGGAGAUCAGCGUCGCCAUGCAGGCCAUGGAAACCGUAUCUGCUGAGACGACGGACCUGGGGCCGUUCUUUGGACUCCCCACCAAAGUAAAAGACCUGAUGCACAAACUGAGAAGAAUCAAGAGUUUAUAUGAUUGGCAGGAGACGUGUCUGAACCUGGACUGUGUUCAGCAGAGGAAGAAUCUGAUCUACUCUCUUCCCACCAGCGGAGGGAAAACUCUUGUUGCAGAGAUCCUCAUCCUCAGAGAGCUGCUGUGCAGGAAGAAAGACUGUCUGUUCAUCUUACCCUACAUAUCACUGGUGCAGGAGAAGGUGCGUGGGUUAGCAAGCUUUGGCCUGGAGCUGGACUUCAUGGUGGAGGAGUACGCCGGCAGUAAGGGCAAGUUUCCUCCGGUGAAGAGGAGACACCAGAGGUCGCUUUACAUCGCCACGAUAGAGAAAGCCCACAGCCUCGUGAACUCCCUGAUAGAAACCAGCAGGCUGGAUGACCUCGGGCUGGUGGUGGUUGAUGAGCUUCACAUGCUGGGGGAUGGCAGUAGAGGGGCAGUUAUUGAGAUGACACUGGCUAAAGUUCUGUACAUGAGCAAGAAGACUCAGAUCAUUGGAAUGAGCGCCACUCUGGGAAACAUCGAGGACCUGCAGACAUUUCUACAGGCGGAAAAUUACACCAACGACUUCAGACCUGUCCAGCUGAAGGAAUAUGUUAAACUGAACGACACCAUCUAUGAAGUGGACCCAAAGGAAGAGGACUGUUUUAAGUUCUCACGUCUUCUCAACUUUAAGUACUCCAGUGCCAUGCAGAAGAUGGACCCGGAUCAUGUGAUUGCUCUGGUGACUGAAGUUAUUCCAACACAUUCGUGCCUGGUCUUCUGUCCCACCAAGAAGAACUGUGAGAACGUCGCAGGGAUGAUCUGCAAAUAUCUGAAAGAGGAGUUUCUCCGGCACAGGGAAGCAGAGAAGGCCGUCCUCCUCAGAGAGCUGAGGGACAGCGGGAACGGCUCGGUGUGUCCGGUGCUCAGGAGGACUGUGCCCUAUGGUUUGGCCUAUCACCACAGCGGGCUGACCACUGAGGAGAGGAAGCUGGUGGAGGAGGCCUACUCCACCGGGGUCCUCUGUCUCCUCGCCUGUACGUCCACCUUGGCUGCAGGGAUCAACCUACCUGCCCGCAGAGUGAUUCUGCGAUCACCGUACGUGGCCACGGACUUCCUGAAGAGAAGUCAGUACAAACAGAUGGUGGGCCGUGCCGGCCGAGCGGGGAUCGACACUGUGGGAGAGAGCAUCCUCAUCCUGCAGGACAGGGACAGGGACAUGGCUAAAUCACUCGUGUGUGCCCCGAUGGAGAACUGCUACAGCAACCUGAUGCAUGACGAUGGAAAAGGCGUCCUGAGUCUCAUCCUGUCUCUGAUCGGACUGCAGAUCACCACCUCAUUGGAGCAGGUGAGAGAGUUCCUGCGAGGGACACUGCUGCAUGUUCAGCAGAAGCAGCUGUGUGUGGAGAGGAGUGUGAGGGAGGUGGUGCAGCAGUGUGUCCACCUCCUGCAGGAGAAAGGUCUCAUCACUGUGGCCUCAGACUCUCACAGCCAAACUCUGCAGGUCACCAAGCUGGGAAGAGCUUCUUUUAAAGGCUCAGUGGAUCUGACCUACAGCGAGGUCCUGUACAGAGACCUGUCCCAGGGUCUGGACGGUCUGCUGCUCAACAGCUGCCUGCACCUGGUCUACCUGGUCACACCGUACGACGUGGUCUCACAGUGCAAACCCGACUGGAUGGUUUACCUCAGACAGUUCACCCUGCUGUCGGCCGCGGAGCAGAGGAUGUCUGCAGCCGUCGGAGUUCCUGAGAGUUUUGUUGCCAGGAAAGCUGCAGGACAGACGGUGAAGAACAGCGGGAACAUGGCGGUGGUGAGGCGCAUGUACCUGGCUCUGGUCCUGUUUGCUUUACUGAAGGAAACCAACGUGUGGAACGUGGCCGAGCGGUUUCAGCUGAGCCGAGGCUUCGUUCAGACCCUGCUCAGCUCCUCCUCGGCUUUCUGCUCCUGUGUGCUGCACUUCACAGAGGAGCUGGAGGAGUUGUGGCCUUUCAGAGCUUUGCUGACGGAGCUGACACGAAGGCUGAGUUACUGUGUGAAGGCUGAGCUCAUCCCUCUGAUGGAGGUGGCUGGAGUCAUGGAGUCCAGAGCGAAGCAGCUGUACAACGCCGGCUACAAGACGCUGGCUCACCUGGCCAACGCCGACCCAGCUGUUCUGUCCAAGACGGUCGGAAACCUGUACAAGAAACAGGCCCAUCAGAUCGUGGCCUCGGCCAGAAUGAUGUCUCUCUCUGUUCCAGAUGCUUCUGAAUGAAAAGGCUGCGGCUCUGCAGGAGGAGGUGGACGACCUGCUGAAGAUGCCGUUGGACCUGCCCUCAGCGUGACGCCAGCAGCAGCUGCUCUGAGUCCAUGACUCUGUCAGCUGCUGCUUUUUAUUGCUUCAUUGGUUUGAAAUAACACGUUGAAUUAAAAUAAUGAACAAGACUCAA